AUGGAGGAACGGGAUCAUUUUCUUUUAGAACUCGUCCGUAUGGAGGGUCAUGGCGAUUUCGCACUCCAGGAAACAUGUCAGGGUUCUGCAGGAUGCACGAAUGCCCCUGAAUUUCAAUGUGAGGAUUGUCUUGGUACUGAGCUCUAUUGCAAGGCAUGCACGGUAGAAAGACAUAUAGAAAAUCCAACUCACAGAAUCGAGUACUGGAAUGGCCAACAUUUUGAAGACACUAACCUGCGGGAUCUUGGGCUGCAACUUCAACUUGGACACCCCCCUGGUGAACAUUGUUCUAACCCUUCAUUAAUUCAUACCGACUUCAUUCUCCUUGAUAUCAACGGAGUGCACAAUGUUGUACUCUGCUUCUGCGAGUGUCAAACAGCUCAAUCUCGCACCACACAACUCCUUCGCAUGUGUUGGUUCCCAGCUACUACACUGGAACCAAAGACUGCUGCAACAUUUCGACUUCUCCACAACUUCCAUAUUCUUUCUUUUGAAUCGAAGGCCUCCACUUUUGAGUAUUGGCAAAUGCUCACACGCUUGACCAAUAACACAGGCCUUAACCCACCAAAAGUAAGUUCUUGA
Suillus subalutaceus is the source of this 582-nucleotide messenger RNA. RefSeq lists its product as uncharacterized. The coding region runs from base 1 to 582 and encodes 193 amino acids. The record is from RefSeq and is a predicted model, not a curated record. The transcript has 2 exons. Lineage: Eukaryota; Fungi; Basidiomycota; Agaricomycetes; Boletales; Suillaceae.